AUGUCUUGUCGUGGUAAGGGUGGUGCAAAGGCAAAUUCCAAGAGCAAGACCCGCUCCAUCAGAGCUGGUCUUCAGUUCCCAGUGGGAAGAGUCCACCGUCUUCUUCGAAAAGGAAAUUACGCUGAACGUGUGGGUGCUGGCGCCCCAGUGUAUCUUGCCGCAGUUCUAGAAUAUCUUGCAGCGGAAGUUCUUGAGCUUGCCGGUAACGCUGCUCGUGACAACAAGAAAACUCGAAUUAUUCCGCGUCAUCUUCAAUUGGCCGUCAGAAAUGAUGAGGAAUUGAAUAAAUUGCUUUCUGGUGUCACAAUUUCCCAAGGUGGUGUUCUACCAAAUAUUCAAAGCGUUCUUUUACCGAAGAAGAAUGAGAAGGCGGAUGCCAAGAAGGUAUCCCAAGAAUUCUAG
Molecule: messenger RNA, 402 nt
Organism: Rodentolepis nana
Lineage: Eukaryota; Metazoa; Platyhelminthes; Cestoda; Cyclophyllidea; Hymenolepididae
Source: the annotation of a GenBank genome assembly